AUGGUGUCGCAGAAGGUAGAAGAAAACACAUCAAAGGUAAACACUGUUUGUGUAUCAUCUGGUAAUGCAAGAGAUCAAAGAAAAUUGAAAUUCAAAAGUCAUGUCUGCUCGAAUACAUUGCAAAACUGUUGUAAUCGAACUGCUGAAGGUAAAUCAAGUAAUUUGCAACUUUGUUGCCCAUGCAACACAAAGAAGUUAAUUGAAAGGGAAGGUAAAACUAAAGGAAGGAUGAGAGUAAAUGCUAUGAAGAAAAAGUUACCGCCUCCAAAGAUUAUAUCGAAAGAAGAGUACGACAAAUUUCGAGAAAGUGGUCCUAUGACGAAAGCGGAACUAGAAGCAAUUUUUAAAGCAGAGGAAAAAGAACGGGAAAGACUUGUAAAAGAAAGCAUGGAGAGAAAAGAAGAAUUUCGUAGAAUAGACCAAGAGAGGCCUCGGGAAACAUGUGCGCAAUUGAUUGAAAUUGAAGAAGAAGCUAGAAAAAGAACAAAGUAUGUCCUUGAAAGAGCAGAGAACAUGAAACUUGAGCAGGAGGAAGAAAUUCAAAAAUGCAAUAGGAUCAUCCUGGAAACUAAGUGCCGGGCUAUACGAGAUGCACAGAUAGCAGAAAAAAAGCUGAUUGAGCACGAAUUUGAAGAAGAAGAAAAACGUCUCAACGAUAUGAUGGAAAAUGAAAGAAGGUGGGCGAUUAAGGAAGAAAUUAAGAAGGAACAAGAAGAAAUAGCAAAAAGACAAAAAUGUGCCGAUAGUUUAAUGGAACAAAUUAAAGAAAAUGAGGAAAACAGGAUAUUACAAUUCGAAAGAAAGCAAGAAGAAAGUCGCUUAAUUAAUUUAAGCAAUAUUGCUUGGCAACAAGAAGAAAUCACAAAAGUACAGAACAAAGAAUCUGAAAACGCACGGGUUCGGCAACAACUUGCUGAAGGAAAUGAGCAGUUAAAACAUUUCAAAGUUAUGGAAGAACAAGAAAAUAAAAUCAUGGACCUCAGGAUACAAGAGUACCAACGAUAUAAGGAGGAAAGGGAAGCAAAAUUGAAGGAAGAACGAAAAUUUAAAAAAUUACAACAAGAGCAGGCCAAAGAGAGAAUUGUAUCACAAACAUUGCAAACAACGGAUCUUCAAAAACGAAUUGAUGAGUUAAAUGCCGCACGAAUUCAGGAAGAAGUUGAACGACAAUGGAGACAAAAGGAAAAAGAAGAAGCUCUGAAAAAGGCUGAAGCUCAGAAGUCCCUUAUGGAAGAAAGAGAGAAACAAAUAAGUAGCAAACGACUAAUGCAAGCAAUUGAACUAGAACGAGAACGAUGUGAAUUUGAAAAAAUUGUACGUGUUCAAAAAGAAGCAUUUUGUCGAGAACAAAAAGAACUUGAGAAAAAACACCGACAAGCAUUACUUCAUAGAAGCGAAAUAUUGAAGCAGGUCAGUACACUAUUCUUUAACAUUUUUGUUUUGAAUUGCUUCUGAUUUAAACUAAUUGAUGCAAUAUUAGAAAAAGAAUUCAUAUUUGACCAUUUUCAUUAGGUAAAUGAGAAAGAAAGAGAACGCAUAAAAGCGAGACAAAAAAUGUUUGAGGAAGGUUUAGCAAUUCGUACGAAAGUCGCAAUGCGUAAGAAAAAUCUCCGCGAUGCGAUGGAAAGGAAAUGUGAUGAAAUGAGGAGCAGUAAAGUAUCUGAAAUAUACAUUAAUGAAGUGAAACGAAUGAUCGAGAAUAUACAAUAA
Molecule: messenger RNA, 1710 nt
Organism: Habropoda laboriosa
Lineage: Eukaryota; Metazoa; Arthropoda; Insecta; Hymenoptera; Apidae
Product: cilia- and flagella-associated protein 45-like
Exons: 6
Source: RefSeq, a predicted model, not a curated record